AUGUCUCGUUCCCGAUCUGUUCCGACAACGUUAAUGAUGAGAAACAGGUUUGAUUGGAGGCAGAGAGAUGAAGAUGGAAGGUCGCAAAGAUGGAGUAGAGAGAAGAGAGGGUUUUCAAUUUCUUUUUGGUACAGGAAAAAAGAGCAACAAAGGAAAUCAUUCAGUCACAACAUAAGCCUUAUUCCCAGCAAAUCCCAUACCCUUUUUAUCAUUGGUACUGCUUCAGGUUUUUAA
Messenger RNA from Vicia faba (fava bean), 234 nucleotides. Lineage: Eukaryota; Viridiplantae; Streptophyta; Magnoliopsida; Fabales; Fabaceae. The record is from the annotation of a GenBank genome assembly.